Blepharisma stoltei is the source of this 453-nucleotide messenger RNA. The record is from the annotation of a GenBank genome assembly. Lineage: Eukaryota; Ciliophora; Heterotrichea; Heterotrichida; Blepharismidae.
AUGAGUUACAAGCAAAGUAUCGCAAUUCAAAACGAACUCAGAAAUAAAUCACCAAAGCAGCUAGAGGCCAAUAGCAAUAAAAGCGGAGCCAAAACCAAAUCAAAAAGAGAGAAUGAUUUCACCAUAAAAUAUAAGACCGAGCUAUGCAGGAACUGAAUUUCAGGGUUCUGUGAAUUUGGUGAUAAAUGUGCAUUUGCUCAUGGGGAUGAACAGCUGAGACUAAAAGAAGCUGCCCCUGAACCAGUAAAGAUAAAGAAAUGUGUAAAUUACUUUGAGGUAGGAUAUUGCCUUUUAAAUUCUAAAUGCCCUUUCAGGCACGAAAAAAACUCCCAAGACACUGCACCUAAUUCUCCUACGGGUAGUGUAGAGUCCAGCAGGAGGACGAGUGAAGAUUUUUCACCGGAUCGAACACAAAUAUUUAUAGAUUUGGAAUCAAGAAAUACUUAUUUCUAA